Messenger RNA from Paramecium octaurelia, 1523 nucleotides. NCBI's taxonomy places the organism in Eukaryota, Ciliophora, Oligohymenophorea, Peniculida, Parameciidae. The record is from the annotation of a GenBank genome assembly.
UGAUGAACCAAAGACGAUCUGUUAGUCUCGAAUCCAAAAAGCAUCUUACCAAUUCAACUUUUAGAACUACUUAACUCUCAACUCCUAAAUAAGACUUAAAUACCUACAAACCAUUUUCUCCUUCAAAAGAAGCCAAACUCUAAUUAUUCAGAAAAAUUUUCCAUGUGAAACCAACCAAAACUUCUACAGUUAUGAAUUUUUAUGACGUUGAUACUGUUACACCUGUGGUGUGUUAAUCAGCAUAAUUGGAUAAGUAUGACUUCCCUAAUUGGUUAAAAGGAAGGACAGAUUUCACUAAGCUUCGAAAAUCUAAAUAUUUCGAUUAUCAUCUUAAAGUCUUUUCAAUCUGUGAAUAAGAGUAUGAAUUUGAAAUAUAAAAGUCCAUUCAAGAGAUCAGAAGAGUUGAAAGAAAUCGUUGCUAAUUAUCUGGUGAAACUAGAUUUUUUUCGAUUGAUGCCUAUGCAAAUGUUGAAGCAGAUAUCUGGUAGAUUGUUUGCAAAAUCUUAUGAGGAGAAUGAAAUUAUAUGUAAUAAAGGUGAUAAAGGCGAUUGCAUGUUUGUAAUUUUUGAUGGAUUUGUUGAAGUAAUAGGAAAAAAUAAAAAAUUGGGACCUAAAAAUAUAAUAGGUAGAAAUGCUUUAGAUAAUGAUUAACCUAGAAAUGCUACUUUGAAAUCAAUUGGUUCUUCUCAUCUACUAAUCUUAAAUCGAAUUGAUUAUGUCACAAUCCUUAAUAACAUUAUGAAAUCGGAAAGUGUAAAAUAGGAACAAUUUAUUAGAAGUCUCUAAUUAUUUGCCCAUUUUUCGGAGGAAAAACUAAAAAAAUUUUGCAAUGCUCUUUAAGGCAAAUACUUAACUCCUAAUGAGAACUUAUAUAGUGCUGGUGAUUUAGUUGAUCAUCUUUAUAUCGUUAAACAUGGGGUUCUGGCAAAGACUGUAGUCAUGGACUUAGAAGACUAAAAUAGAUGGCCAAUAGUAAGUUUUUGUUUAUCUCUAGAAUUAAAAAAAGUGGAUGAGUCAAACCAUCACAAGAACAUUAUCAUUUAAUAUAGAAUAUAAAGCUGGCUCAUUAGUUGGUUAUUAUGAUAUUUUGGAUUCUGAAUUUGAUUCAGACAGAAAAAGAAAUGAAACCAUUGAUGCGAAAACAGAUUGCUUCUUGUUGUUCAUAUCUAAAUCUUAAUUUUUUCAUGGUACAUGUUAUUUGAUCAUAAAUAGUAUUUCAAUAAACUGAUUUGCAAUAUUUUCAUAAUUACCAUGUAUAGAAUAAUCCUUUGACAUUUGAAUAAUUGGUUAAAAGCACAAGACAAAAGGAAAGCGAAUAAAAAUAAAAAGUCUAAAUAGUAACAGAUGCAAUUUAUUCUCAUCUAAGAUAAUAUUCAUUUGAUUAUAACACUUUAAAGAUUAAGGAAAAGAAAUACGAUCAGGUUAAAUAAAAUUAAGUUAAUGCUUCGAAAGAAUUUAAUAGUUAAUACAAAAUAAUAAGGAGGGAUAAACAUCUCAAAAUAUUAACUUCGCAAUAUGAAUGA